AUGCCAUCUCCAUGGAGGCAAUCUACAUGGUGGAGCGAGAGUCGAAGCUUUUACAAACUUCUACUCAACUUUGGGAGCAGUGAGGCCACAGAUCCCCGAGAUCUUGUUUACGCGCUACGAGGCAUGUCGUCUGAUUUGGCGAACAAAUGCGACGACCCUCUUUUCCCGGAUUACAAGAAAUCUCAGGAGAAGCUUGUCCACGAUGUCAUCAAGUAUAUUUACGAUUUUGAUAUGAGCGACUUUAAUGUGGCACCGCGCUUGUCCUCGAUCCGAGAGCUGGCCACGUACUUGCCAAAACUCGAGACGGACAUUUUCAGGCACCUGACAGAAAUGUCACGAUCCGACCAUAUGGAGAGGAUUCUCAGAACACCUGAGAUUCUGGUCAGUCAGGAUAUGAUCAAGGCUGCGGCACAGUAUGACAAAGACGCCGCAAACUUGAACGCUGCCAAAGAAGUAUUUGAAGCAUUCUGGUCUCACCAGAAUCAAAUCGCCAUCACCGAAAACGUUAUCCUCGCCACCUUGAAGAACUCAGAAUCUGGCCAUUCAGCGAUGUGUUUUCUUUUAUCCCUGAAGACUCAAGAUUAUAGAGUCGCUCCAAUUUUAGAAGCGAUACCCAGGAUUGCAUCUAAGGAUUCAAGAAGAAAGAUUAUCAGGAUGCUGGGGCAGAAAAACUACAGCAACGAUACUAUACCAGAAGUUCUCACUGCUGCUGCUGAGAUCCAAGAUUCCGAUUUACAAGCAGAGUUUAUAAAAACACUGCUGCAGCAGACAGAUUUCAGAAACGAUACUACACAACGAGUUCUUACUGCUGCUGCUAAGAUCCAAGAUUUUGAUUUACAAACAGAGAUCAUAAAAACAUUCCUGCAGCAGACAGAUUUCAGCAACGAUACUAUACAACAAGUUCUUACUGCUGCUUUUAAGGUCCAAGAUUUCGAUUUACAAACAGAGAUCAUAAAAACAUUCCUGCAGCGGACAGACUUCAGAAACGAUACUGUAUUAGACGUUCUCGCUAAAGACUGCUGGGACGAUACUAUACCGGAUAUUCUCGAUACUGUUGCUGAGACCCAAAAUUACGAUUUACGAACAUAUUUUAUUAAAAGACUACUUCAGAAGAAAGGCAGCAGUAAUAAUAUUACAUCAGAAAUUAUUACUGCUGCUGCUCAAAUCCGAGAUGAAAAUUUACUGCCAGAGAUUGUCAGGAUUCUGGUAGAGCAGAAAGGUACCAGCAACGAUACUAUAUUCGAACUUUUCGCUGCUGGUUCUACUGCUGAACUUAGUAAAUUCGAGCUUUUUGUUAUUGAAAAAGAGUUCUUCAAGGCUAAAGAAAUUGAAGAAGAGAUCCUCCAAGAGAAAAGAAGGCAGAUCCGUAAGGUGCAUGCCAAGUUGUAUUAA
Messenger RNA from Trichoderma breve, 1392 nucleotides. RefSeq lists its product as uncharacterized. Bases 1 to 1392 code for a protein of 463 amino acids. The transcript is spliced from 3 exons. The record is from RefSeq and is a predicted model, not a curated record. NCBI's taxonomy places the organism in Eukaryota, Fungi, Ascomycota, Sordariomycetes, Hypocreales, Hypocreaceae.